Malus domestica (apple) is the source of this 1731-nucleotide messenger RNA. Its product is annotated as mini-chromosome maintenance complex-binding protein-like. Lineage: Eukaryota; Viridiplantae; Streptophyta; Magnoliopsida; Rosales; Rosaceae. The record is from RefSeq and is a predicted model, not a curated record. Gene Ontology annotation, molecular function: chromatin binding. Gene Ontology annotation, biological process: DNA-templated DNA replication.
ACGUAAAGGCUUAGUCAUCCGCUCAGAGCGGGUAGAACAAACCGAAAUUGCCGUUACAGUCUCAUCUCCUAACUUUUUUCACUGACAUUGAUUUUUCCAAUUGAUAUAUACUUGAGAUUUGCUUCCAAUUGAAAUGUGGAAUCUUACCACCAACGUAAGACUCCAAGAACAAGGAAAUAAUGGAAAUGGAAUCCCGCCACCAAGCAGGAAACCACAAGCUGAAGGCAGGUUGCACAAGUCGCAAAUCAAGUCAAAAUCUGCGCGCUGCAUAUCCGAUUGCAUUCACCACCCAGAAAAGAUGAACCAUGAAGACCAACAAGACUGCAAUACAAGAAACCCAACGAGCAGAAGCACAAGCAACGAACCAUUCACCAAAACUAAGUAGCAAGCAAAGAUAGCGAGGAAAAAAGUCUUUCAUCUUCGAAAAUCUUCAUCUUCACACUCAGCUAACUUUGAGGUUUCAUUACCUGCUGAUUUGAUCGUCUUGAUCGCCAACGUUAGAGUCGAGGUAGCAGAAGUAGCAGAAGUAGUCAUCUUCCGAAAACAAACGACACAAACAUUUGGAUGGUAUCAACAACAGCACGGCGACGUUAGUGAAUGGAGUACUUGUAGUCACAUUCACUUUUGAAAUGAUAUUAUUCUCAUUAAUUCCUCAUCCUCCGAGCAAUAUCAUUCAACACUUCAAUACUGCUUGCUGUCAUCAUUGCCUCGGAUGGGAAUUAGGGGUGGGCACUUGGAACCGAAAAUUGAAACCGAAACAUGAAUCGAAUCGGACCGCACCUAAUGGUUUUGGUUUUGCGGUUUUGAAAUGGUUUCGGUUUUAAAACCGAACUGCGGCAAAGAAAACGGUUUGGUUUCGGUUUUGGGUUUUCAAAACCGCACCGAAACCAAACCGAAACCGAAACCGCACCAUAUAUUGAAUGUUAUGUUUUAAUUAGUUCAACUACACUAGUCAUCCAAUUUUGCACCACUAUUCGAGUCCAUCCAAUUUUUCCCCUACAUAUACUGAUUCAUACUGAAUUUCUUCUCGUUUUCCAAAAAGAGAAUGGACAUUCUUCCCUUCCUACUCCAUCUCAGCAGUCAAUUACUGAGGGCACCAGCUCUAGUGUGAUUAUGGUGCCUGAUGUCGACAGGGAUUUACUUCAUUGUCUUAUUAAGAUAUAUGAUUGUCUGGAGUCUGACUUAAAGCUAAAUGAGGUUUUUGAGUUUUUUGGAGUCUUCACUCUCGAUUCAGAGUUUAAAGAGGACAAGGAUGCAUCAUAUGAUUUCACAAAUGGUUUUAGCGAAGAUGUGUUGGUUCACUUGCCCUCUAAUAAGGUACCACGUCUCCAUUGUUAUAUUCACAGGAAGCUUGCAGUUCACGACUUCCUUCCUUGUUCCCCUACAAUCACAGGAAACUUGGACUUCUAUGCCUGUCUGCGUGUGUAUAUGCAAAACCUGGGAUCUCUAAAUUUCCCCACUUCUGCAUCCUUCCCUUAAUUACUUAGAUAUUGUGUUUGACAAUGCUAUUAUUGUCUACCUUAUAGCCAAAGCCCAACGUGGUGAAAGAGAUCAGGGAAUCUCUCUUGAGGCAUCUUACAGCUGUUCUUGGUAAUGAUGGCAUAGCUGCUACUUUCAUGCUGUUGCAUCUCAUGUCCACGGUGUAUUCUAGAGUUGAACAGUAGCUGUGGGGAAGCUUUCACUAAAUCUUACUUGUUUAAGCAAAGAAAGUGCACCCGUGUAUGGUACUCG